UUUGUAUUCACGUUUACACACAAUUUUCGUUCUUUUUAAUCCUAAAUAAAACUGAUUGUUGUUUUUAAUAGUGGAUCAAUAUGGAAGAUUACCUAUCGACGACUGUUUCCAAUCUGAGAUCCGCCUACUAUUCCACGUUAAACCUAACCAUAGGCAAUGAAACCAGCAACCUAGACUCCACGGUCUCCUCUUUAGUCUAUUCCAAGUUUUUGCACUGGCAACUCAGUCAAUUGAAGUGUGGUAUAUGUAAAAAAGCGGAUAAAAUCGGAUAUAAAGACCAUAUUUUUGUACCAGUACUGAAUGGGCAUAGGGAAGAGUAUGAAUUAAAAACUGAAGUGGUAUCCUGUUUAAAUGAAUAUGGGAUUAGUAAAGAAAUGUUAAUAUUUCGAAAUGACUACGAUCUCCAAGAACUAGUAACAAAAACUAAAACUAAUGUAGUGUUGGUGGAUCAUCAUACUUUAGCCAUCAAAGACAAGUUCUUUGCUCCUUAUGUUACUGAGAUCAUAGACCAUAGACCUAUAGACAAGACAGAGUGGGCCUACAGAGAUGAUACAAGGUCUACUAUAGAAACAGUCGGAUCGUGCUGUACGCUGGUAGCUCAAAGAAUUAUGGACAUGUCAGCAGUGAUGGCAAAAAAGGUCGAAUUCUUCGAAACACAUCCGCUAUGCACACAGCUACUACACUCAACCAUUAUUCUCGACACGGUGAACUUCUCAAAAGAAGUGAAAAAAGGCACGCCACACGAUUUGGAAAUAGUGACGUUCCUAGAAGGGAUUAUGAAAAUAGAAAAUCCGGAGGCUGAGAGAGAAUGCAAACUGACACGUUUGCUAGAGGCUCGAACGAACGUCUCGCGUCUCACAGCAGCACAGCUUCUCAAGAAAGACGUCAAGAUUGUCAAAGAGGUGUACGUGCCUAGUUUCCCUAUAUUAGUGGAGGAAUUCCUAUCGAAGCCAGAAGCCCUAACAGCAGUCUCCGAAGCCCUAAAAUCAAGCGGGUGUUCCCUCGCACUCCUAUUGGGAAUGAGCUUGCAGAACGGAUUGAAACGAGACGCCGCUAUAUGCGGGAGCGAGCACGAUAAAACUGCCAAACUAGCCAAAUUUCUUCAAGACUGGAGCGCGCCAUCGCUUCAGCUGACCUCAACAGACCUUCAGUACCCAAACACUUGUUACUUCAACCAACUGUACCUAGGUGCGUCUAGAAAACAGUACAUACCUGCUGUCAACGCGUUCUUACAAAAUCCGUGAAAAUGGGGUUGGCAACUGUCAAAGGUUUGCAUAGAUAGCGCCAUCAUAGCAUUUGAAAAAGGGGCCUUUUUCUAUGAGACGUGGCUUAAAGAGCUUGCAUCCAGGGCAUUAAAAAAACAAAAAUUUGACACAACUCUAGGGAUUGACAGGGCAAGCUAUGAUGGCGCCAUCUGCUGAAUACUUCGACCGGCCAACACCAUUAAUUUGAAUUUUAGUGAUAGUCUUGUCCGCUAGAUGUCACUAUACCAUAAGCUGAGAUUAUCUGGAACGCGCUAUUCUCUAAAUAAGGUAGGCGUUUUAAACAGGUACUUAAAUGAGAAGAAUUUGACACUCGGAUGCUGUUGUUGCAAAUAAUUUGGAUUUUUAUAGUUUUAGAAAUAAAAAAGAAUGAAAAACUUGAAUUCGCUGUAUUUUAUUAACUAUGGUAUUUUGAAGCUACAUAUACUAAUGGGGUUGGCAACUGUCAAAGGUUUGCAUAGAUGGCGCCAUCAUAGCUUGCCCCUUUUUCUAUGAGAUUUGUCUUAAAGGGCUGGCAUCCAGUGUAUUAAAGGAACAAAAAUUUUACACAAUUCUAGGGAUUGACAGGGCAAGCUAUGAUGGCGCCAUCUGCUAAAA
Cydia fagiglandana is the source of this 1859-nucleotide messenger RNA. It is a transcript of the gene pn, whose product is annotated as exopolyphosphatase PRUNE1. Lineage: Eukaryota; Metazoa; Arthropoda; Insecta; Lepidoptera; Tortricidae. Gene Ontology annotation, cellular component: cytoplasm. The record is from RefSeq and is a predicted model, not a curated record. The transcript is spliced from 8 exons. Gene Ontology annotation, molecular function: exopolyphosphatase activity. Bases 81 to 1244 code for a protein of 387 amino acids.